Messenger RNA from Cantharellus anzutake, 339 nucleotides. RefSeq lists its product as uncharacterized. The coding region runs from base 1 to 339 and encodes 112 amino acids. The transcript has 2 exons. The record is from RefSeq and is a predicted model, not a curated record. Lineage: Eukaryota; Fungi; Basidiomycota; Agaricomycetes; Cantharellales; Hydnaceae.
AUGUCCCAAACCAGCUCAAACCCAGCUGCUACUGCAGCCACUACCACCACUUCCUCAUCAAUUGACAACCCUAGAUUUCCUAUUGUGGCCUUAGAUGCUGAGGGUAAGAAUUAUCAAAUAUGGGCAUUGAGAAUGGAAUCCGUCUUCAAAGUCGGGCAUAUGUGGAACGUAGUCAAAGCUGUGUCAGACGGUGGAGAACCUACACUGUCAAUGACGGAUCAGAAUUAUAUGGAAUGGAUGGACAAGGAUGAACACACCUAUGCCUACAUUCAAUGUCACAUCAACAACGAGUGGACUGACCUGGGGUUGAGAGCAUCUGGGUAUAUCGCCUGGGGCUGA